AUGAGGACCGCCGGAGAUCACUGGCAAGCGACUGGAUUUGGCAUAGCUUUUGAGGAGACAUACAAACGUCAGGAAGCCACCUUCUCAAUCGCAUACAAUCUAGCUUUGGGCAUGGAUCACUAUGCUCUAGCCUUCUUUCCCGGCUGGCAGAGAAGAGUCAUCGACAUCGGCGCUCGUCUGCUCGGCGAGCAGCAGUAUGUCGUUGAAGUCCUUGGCCACGAGCUCGGCCAUAUCCUCGGACUUCGACACGAGUUUUGGAAGGACAACAAGGAGCCGGGUAACGCAUAUCAGUACCCAUCUCACAUCCAUGACAACGAGUCCAUCAUGAAUGACCGGAAUGUCGGUGACAUGUCGCGCUUCACCAUCAGCCAGGCGGACAAAGACGCUAUUCGUCAGUUCUACGAUCUGCAUCCCGGCCAGCAUAAGGACAUCUUCAUUCAGGAUCUCAUUCCACGUCCUGCUGUGGAGUAUCUCAGUUUACCUCCUGUCCAGAUUAUACAGCCUAGUGGAUGCGCUCCUGCGACCAGGCGCCAGAGCAUUCCCUGA
Messenger RNA from Parastagonospora nodorum SN15, 546 nucleotides. RefSeq lists its product as hypothetical. The coding region runs from base 1 to 546 and encodes 181 amino acids. Gene Ontology annotation, molecular function: metallopeptidase activity. Lineage: Eukaryota; Fungi; Ascomycota; Dothideomycetes; Pleosporales; Phaeosphaeriaceae. The record is from RefSeq and is a predicted model, not a curated record. The transcript has a single exon.